AUGUUUAGUGAUCAAUGGCAUGUAAUUCUAAAAUCUUCAAUCAAUUUUUAUGAGAAGAGCUUAAAGCUAAUUCUGUUUUUUUGUAAAAUUCCCGGAAAAACUCGUCAAUUAGUUGAAGAAGGCGGUCACUCUAUUGGUGAUGUUGUAAGGCAGAUCAAUGGAGUUCCAGAUGGGAAUCAAAUGAUGGUAGAUCAUGCUAUGAACAACGUCGAGUCAAGUGGACCGCAACCAGUGGGUGUACCUAAAGCGUAUCGCUUUAAAACAAUAGUUAUCAGACCGACACCACGGUAUCGACCUGCGAUCGGAGUACCUUAUGGAUUUCAACAGCCCACAGAAGACCUCAGACCUGCAAGGCUACCUACUUAUAAAAUACCAGGAGCAGGCGCUGUUUACUUGCAUAACCCACCAGGAGAUGUCCGCUACGGUUAUGAUCAUCAGCCUAUUCAAUUUAAUAGGCAACAAGUGGAUCCAAGAUUUCAAGCGGUAGGAGGUCCAAAUCCAUUUCAGUUAAACCAAGGUCAACUGAAUGAAGUUAAUAUGAGAAAUCAAAUGUUAGCUGAGAUUGGUCCGAACGGACAACAAAUCAUCAAUAAUAUCAGACAGAAAGUUAAGACUACAAUGGAGUCAACUCAAUUUAGAGAAUCAAAAUCCAAUCUGAAUCCUAAUCAUGGUCAACAAGUCAAUCCAUCAAAUCCAGCAGCACAAGGUCAACCUCAAGCGCUUACUGAAGCGCAAACAACCAGAAAAGGAGAAGGGAAAUCGCCAUUAGGAGUCAAGAACGCCAACAGAAAAGUUGCAAACAAGAACAAAGACAAAGUUCUUACGAAACCCAACCGAGUCGAUUAUAAACAUUUUCAACCGAUAAAAAAUGUUCACGAAAGUAUCCAACCAGGAUAUAAAUCGAUCGUCAAUGAAUUUUCGAACGCAGAAGAUGAUGCAAUUUAUCCUAACCUAGCUCAAUUGUAUAAAAGAUCUAAGAUGUUACAGAACGCACCGCAAACCCAAGAGAAUCAAGUCAUGCUCGGACAAUUGAACACUGUAAUCAACGAAAGGCUUUUGAGACCCUUGGAUAUAGAAGAUGGUGUGCUCUCCAGAAAGUUUAAACCGAACUUACUUAACCUUUUGAAAAGUAGAAGGAAAUUAGACUUUAGAUCACCAAGGACCUUAAAAAGGAAAAAAGCGAAAUACUACAUUCUGAAUACGCUGAUUGAACAAGAAAUGAGGCAACCUAUAGAUACACCAAUGCCAUUAUGGGAUUUAUCUGAAUCGGUUGGAUCUACAACAGCUGGAGAUAAAUUGAAAUCGAAUGAAGAGGUAAAUUCUCAACUGAAAGAAAAGAACGUCGGGCCUUCAUUCAAUCAUGAUGCAGCCACUAAGAAGUUUCAAAGAAUUCCUACAUUCGACUUGAAUAAGGAACCGGAUGAAUUUGAAGACAAGUAA
Molecule: messenger RNA, 1440 nt
Organism: Melampsora larici-populina 98AG31
Lineage: Eukaryota; Fungi; Basidiomycota; Pucciniomycetes; Pucciniales; Melampsoraceae
Exons: 5
Coding region: 1-1440 (479 amino acids)
Source: RefSeq, a predicted model, not a curated record